Molecule: messenger RNA, 2012 nt
Organism: Toxoplasma gondii ME49
Lineage: Eukaryota; Apicomplexa; Conoidasida; Eucoccidiorida; Sarcocystidae
Gene: GRA5
Product: dense granule protein GRA5
Exons: 1
Coding region: 851-1213 (120 amino acids)
Source: RefSeq, a predicted model, not a curated record
UUGCUGCAAAGUGCCCCCCUACAUACUCUUCAUACUUCAGUGAUGCAAUCUAUGUCUGAUGAACACCAGUAAUUUUACAGCCUGUAACUCUAUGUGGCGGAGUCUUGGGCGCAUGUACCGCGGCAUUCGUGCUGACUGCCGCAACAUCGCAUAUGAAAAAAACAAUGCAACCCCCCCUUUCCCACCCCCACCAGGUUUUGGGACGCACUCAAACAUGUUACAUGAAAAAUCCUGGCCUUGCCUCCCUGUUCACGGACUGGUGAAAAAACUGUACAAGUUGCUAACAAAUUCCAAGCUGUGAGAAACUGAUGCUGCUAUAUAGAAGGGGAAUUUCUGUCUCUCAGCCCUGCCACCAAACGACGUUACAUGUAACACGAGACAAGGUAUCCAGCCAGUACUUCAAGAUGGAACCAGUUUCCUUAAGCCGCCACUACAACUAAGCAGGAUCAGGCUGCCACCAUCCGCUUGUUCCGGCAAGAAAGGUGCCGAAAUGAUGAUACAGUACGCCAUGCAGCAAUCAUCGAGACAGGAUUUGGGACGCAUGACUCCCUCAGGUGGUUAGCGGAGAAACCUCAGAUCCCUCGGCGCGCGACGCGUGCCAGAGCGCGGGACGGGGUGGCAACGAGACACGUUUGGAUAAAGGUCCUGCCAGGUUGUGGAAUCAGACGUGUGGGCUGUUCCGUGUCGGUUUGGUUUGUGCAGAGACGCACUGACGGUUGACGUCGAUCGGCACUCGAUCCUACCGUCAGUCAAUUUUAUUUUGGUUUUUGCAGAUAUCAUCGCGCGUGUGUUCACUCUAACUGUGUGUAUGGUUCACUGUUUUUUAUUGCGAUUUUCGUGAAGUAACAAAAUGGCGUCUGUAAAACGCGUCGUUGUGGCGGUAAUGAUCGUGAACGUGCUGGCUUUAAUUUUUGUGGGCGUUGCCGGUUCAACGCGUGACACAGGGUCAGGCGGGGAUGACUCCGAAGGUGCUUGGGGGGGUGAACAACAACAGGUACAACAACACGGACAAAGUGAAGACCGAUCGUUAUUCGAAAGGGGAAGAGCAGCGGUGACUGGACAUCCAGUGAGGACUGCAGUGGGACUUGCUGCAGCUGUGGUGGCCGUUGUGUCACUACUGCGAUUGUUGAGAAGGAGGAGGAGACGCGCGAUUCAAGAAGAGAGCAAGGAGUCUGCAACCGCGGAAGAGGAAGAAGUUGCCGAGGAAGAGUAAGGGGCACUGUGUUGCUCGGCUCUUUGUUGUCUCAGCGUGAGGAUUUAGUGCGUGUAGCGGAGCAUGUAUCGAUCGAUACAGGCACGGUUGGACGUGUCGUCUGUAUCCCUUGUGGCAGACGGCAGACGUCAUUGUCAGAGCGUGUUGCACGUUGGAAGAAAAUGUGUUGGUGUAAUCGCUCGUCGGACAGAUACCGAGGGAGGUUGCGUGAUGAUCGUUGUGGUGCGUAGAGGUGUGCCUCGUGAUAACAUGAAGGGCAAGGACCUUUUUUGUCGAGCACAUACUCAAACCAGUGAUUGUGCGAGGCGGGUUGCACGCGACUUUGAUCCAUUACAGUUAAAUAUGCCGAAGGCCGUGGCCUGAUUCGCACACAAGGCGCACAGACGUACCGUUGAUGAGAGGAAACCGGCCACGUCGGCCCACCCAUAUCAUAUGCAGGAGACCAAUCGAAAUAAGUUUCUACGAGCAGAUUCAAAGAGCAGAAACUUAUAAUACCGGAAUAGUGAUGUGUUUUUGUACGACGGUUUCAACAAACACGCUGAAGAUGCUCCGUAGUCGCGGAGUCACCGGAUCGUGGUGUACGCAGUGCAUUAGUUGUCACUUGUUCAGGGUGAUGUAUGAGUUUAGGCUUUUUUAUGCUGCCUGUGGGUUGCCCACGUUUAGUAAUUUACCGCAAUCUGUCUUGCACCAGUAAGAUGCUCAGAAGUGAACGCCACUACCUACGCUUAAGAGACGUCACGAGCGUCUUGCGCAGAAGACGGUAAUGCUUUUCUCCUGCAGGUCUAUGUACGCGUAACUC